AUGGGCGUGAAGCCGUACGGAUCGGAUGGACAUGUUGCGUUUGACGGGACGAUGCACUAUAGUGUUCUGGUCGUCGAGACGUCCAGCGGGAUCAAGCCAGAAGACGUGAUCUUUGCUGCGGUUGAGGAGGAUUUGACGGCAGAUGUGUCGCCUGAUGUGAAAGAAGCGACGCUCGUGAAUAUCCACCAGAGAUUCGGAAAUAUGUCGUAUGUCACGAUCGAGAGGAUCGCGAAGAGCCCGAGCAGUGGCAUUUGCAUCACGGAUCACAGGUGUUUGACGUACAUCAAGUGUGCUCAGAGCAAUCAAACGAAGAACAGCCAAAUGAAGAAGGACACCGGCGCGCACUUUCCAAUUGUUUGUGGCGGUGGAGUAACGUGA
This is a messenger RNA of Hyaloperonospora brassicae, 378 nucleotides long. Lineage: Eukaryota; Oomycota; Peronosporomycetes; Peronosporales; Peronosporaceae. The record is from the annotation of a GenBank genome assembly.